GCUGUUUUCAUAGCAGGCAGGUUCAAAAUGGAGACCGGCAAGAGUCAUCGCUCUUCUGUAUUAUCAACACACGUCCCUCCUUCUUGGGCGGCCAAUCUUUGCGGGAUUCCACAGUGGAGAGUUCAGCUCGGUAUGUGCAGUACCCCAAUUCACCGCUGGAAAGUGCCUGGUCUACCAGAGGAUGUGGAACUCUUCAUAAAAAGAGAAGAUAUGACCGGUUGUGCCUUGUCAGGUAACAAGGUGUGUAAACUAGAGUUCCAACUAGCGGAAGCCAUCCGCACUGGCUGCUCGGUCAUCAUAGGCUGUGGAGGCCGGGACUCCAACCAGUGCCGUGCUACUGCUGUGGCCGCCAGGCGGCUGGGUCUGGAAUCACACUUUCUCAUCAAAUCGGGAGACAUGGACCCUGAAUCUCUGGGCUGGCAAAGCAACAUGUUGCUGCAGCGCUUGGUGGGGACACAUCUGUACAUGGUUCCUGUCGCCGACUGGACAGAGCAAAACGUCAUAACACGCAUGGACAGACUGGCAGACGACAUCAAGAAAGGGAGUGGAAAGAAAUCUUACAUAAUCCCUCCGAGUGGGUAUGACUUACCAGGUCUCUAUGGGUACUUCUCUGUUUUUCAAGAUCUGAUUUCCCAGGGUCUUUUCGACAAGUACGAUGACCUAGUGGGACCCUCUGCCGGGGGAGCCAUGUUUGCUGGGUUGGCGAUCGCAAAUCACCUGACGGGCACAAAAAUUAAGUGUCACGGUAUUGAAGUCACCUACACCGAGGAGACAGUACACCACAGACUACAGCAUAUUCUCGUCGACGUUGGUCUACCGGAAAUACGAUCUCAAGACAUAAUUGACGUCAUUUCCGGAUAUCAGCAUGUUGGUGAUGAUGAUGUGCAAAAAGAUUACGAUGUUGUGGUAGACGUCGCUAUGGCAACUGGUGUCAUCUUGGACCCUCACUACGGCGCCAGAGCAGUGCGGGGGCUCCUGCGUCAGGUCAACACUAACCGCCACAGGUUCAAGGGCAACAGGCUCUUAUACAUCCACACGGGUGGCAUUUUCUCUGUGUAUGAGGAAAGUAUGCAGGUUUACCUUCAGAAGAAGCUGGGAACUGCGGGAGUUGUGCCGUGGGCGGACGGAAACACGGUCCCAUACUCUACUCAUGCAUAGUCAUGUGUUACAUGAAAUACUUUAUUGCACAGCAAUUGUACGAGGUACAAAGUAUGGCAUCUACAUAGCUACAGUUCUAUAGCCUUAAGGCUUAUCUAACUAAUACAGGAGUUGUAGUAUGGGAUAAAUUUCUUACAGUCAUUGGAAUUUUACAAUCAUUUGAGGAAUACAUGAAAUAUAGCAAUCAGUUAUCGAUGAGUUUACCUGAUGGUAAGCCUUUAAAAUAUGGGAGAUUUUACUUAUAGAUGUAUGAUUCACUUUCUACAACGCUGAUGUAGAACGGAGAUAUUCUACUAGUACGCAAAAGAUUACGUAUACCAUGUGUGGCCUGGUACGUGGCCCGGUAUGAUCGUAAAUUUAUGUACUUUAAAAGUUGUCCAAAUAUGUCCAGUAAAAGUGAGUCAUUUUUCAAAUCAAUAUUCAUCUAAGAUGGUAAAAUGGCUUGAAUAUAAUUUGCUGUACAUCAACCUCGCACAGAAUAAAUCAAUUCUACUAAAGUAGCACAAUUGAAGAGUUGCAUGAUUGCAUCGGUGUAAACCUAAUUAUUGUUUCGCCUUCAUAGUGUAACCGUGUCAGAAACUGAUUAGGAAAAAAUGUAACGAACAUACCAUUGUAUGUUUUGAUUCUUUCUCACUGUGCACGGUGAGGCCUUCAUCCCAGAAUGUGGCCAUGAUUUUGUGUUAAGCUCUAAUGUUUAAUUGAGCGUCAUCCUUGUUUAGCUAAACGGGACUCCCACACUCUCCCCUCGCCUGUUGCGUGCCGGGGGCACUGAGCCGGCUGCUGACGUUGACUGGGCUGGGAG
Molecule: messenger RNA, 1960 nt
Organism: Branchiostoma floridae (Florida lancelet)
Lineage: Eukaryota; Metazoa; Chordata; Leptocardii; Amphioxiformes; Branchiostomatidae
Product: putative D-cysteine desulfhydrase 1, mitochondrial
Exons: 9
Coding region: 28-1158 (376 amino acids)
Molecular function (GO): D-cysteine desulfhydrase activity
Source: RefSeq, a predicted model, not a curated record